This is a messenger RNA of Trichomonas vaginalis G3, 453 nucleotides long. RefSeq names its product prefoldin subunit family. Lineage: Eukaryota; Parabasalia; Trichomonadida; Trichomonadidae. Gene Ontology annotation, biological process: protein folding; regulation of DNA-templated transcription. Bases 1 to 453 code for a protein of 150 amino acids. Gene Ontology annotation, cellular component: cytoplasm; prefoldin complex. The record is from RefSeq and is a predicted model, not a curated record. The transcript has a single exon.
AUGACAACUAAAGCAGAUCAAGGCGUACCAGUCACAUCCCUUAACAUCCAGCAGAUUAUGAAUCUCAAGAAGCAAUUCGAAGAGGAACUUACUCAAUUACAAGCAACAAUUCAGCUUACAAAUGAAACAGUUCUCAAAACACAGCAGGCUAAAGCGGAAUUAAAGCAAUUCACAUCUGUUGAAACAGGAAGAACAAUGCUUGUCCCAAUUACUGAAAGCCUUUAUGUUACAGGAACUGUUUCAUCACAGAAGAGACCAAUUAUUGAACUCGGAACAGGUUACUUUGCUGAAACAAGCGUAGAAAAGGCUGAGGCUUUCUUCAAUCGUAGACUUAAGAGAUUAAAUGCUCAGCAAGAAAAUCUUAAGAAUUCUUUCAAGGAAAAGCAGCAGCAAUAUCAAAUGGUUGUUCAAGUUGCAAAUCAAAAGAUACAGGCUACUCAGCAAAAGCAGUAA